This is a messenger RNA of Scatophagus argus, 3379 nucleotides long. RefSeq names its product peroxisomal membrane protein PMP34 (gene slc25a17l). Gene Ontology annotation, molecular function: AMP transmembrane transporter activity; ATP transmembrane transporter activity; FMN transmembrane transporter activity. The record is from RefSeq and is a predicted model, not a curated record. The transcript has 9 exons. Gene Ontology annotation, cellular component: peroxisomal membrane. Bases 285 to 1232 code for a protein of 315 amino acids. Lineage: Eukaryota; Metazoa; Chordata; Actinopteri; Scatophagidae.
GACAAUAAGGAGAAGAAGAAGAAGAAGAAGUUUUUCAACCCGGCUCAACCAAUGAAUAGUGACUGGGAGGAAACAUUUCUUUCUCACCCUGGCCGCCCUGGAGCUUGUGAACACCAUGAACACCAUGGAGCUGUAUCUGUGAAUGUUUAUCUAAUUCCCCCCCCAACUGUUCCGCAGCUAGAAAAAACAGACCGACCACUAACCAUCUUCCCUCCGGUCGCCCGCCGCGCUUUCUUACCAGUGUUUGGUCUGUGCCGUCCUACUUACCGGGAGACGCCGCAGAGAUGUCCGGGAACGAUGGCUCGACUGUUGGCCUUCUGUCUUACGAGACUCUGGUUCACGCUGUGGCAGGUGCAAUGGGGAGUGUGACAGCUAUGACCGUCUUCUUCCCUUUGGACACGGCCAAAAGCAGACUGCAGGUGGAUGAGAAGCGAAAGUCUAACUCUACUCCCAUCAUCCUAGCUGAGAUAGCAAAGGAAGAAGGCCUUCAGGCGCUGUAUAGAGGCUGGUUGCCAGUCAUCUCCAGCCUUUGCUGCUCCAACUUUGUCUAUUUCUACACGUUCAACACGUUGAAGAAGCUGACGGCAUCUGGUAGUGGAAAGUCCAGACCUGGCAAAGAUCUGCUCAUGGGCGUCGUAUCAGGGGUGGUGAAUGUGAUCCUGACAACUCCUAUGUGGGUGGUCAACACUCGACUGAAGCUGCAGGGGGCAAAGUUCAGAAACGAAGACCUCCAGCAGACCCAUUACAGGGGCAUAUGUGAUGCUUUCUCACAGAUCGUAGCCAAUGAGGGGGUGGGAGCUCUGUGGAACGGCACUCUGCCUUCUCUCAUCCUCGUCCUCAACCCUGCUGUUCAGUUCAUGUUUUAUGAGGCCAUGAAGAGGAAGGCAGGGAAGGGAAUGAGGAGGAUAUCCUCAGCAGAGAUCUUUGUCAUCGGAGCCAUCGCCAAAGCCAUUGCUACCACCGCGACAUAUCCUCUUCAGACAAUUCAGGCCAUUCUGAGGUUCGGCCAGUACAAAGGUGAUGGCAAAGGCGGUGUGACUGGGAGCCUCUCAAACAUUUUUUCCUUGCUCAUGGACAGGAUCAAGAGGUAUGGUGUUCUUGGUUUGUUCAAAGGCCUGGAGGCCAAGCUGCUGCAGACGGUGCUGACGGCUGCCCUCAUGUUCGUUGUGUACGAGAAAAUCACCGCUGCAACCUUCAAAGUCAUGGGCCUGCAGAGGAAACUAAAGCAGUGAACACGCACCUACUUGAAUACAGUACUGCAGUACUGCUCGUCAUCAGUAGGUUUUAUCAGUGCCUGGCGGUGAUAUGUUAAUGCAAUGACUUGUAUCUGUCACAACAACGUUAUAAUAAGAGAUGGGUCUGGUGUCUUUAGGGCCAUAGAUUGCUACACUCACACUGAACAUAGGGUACAAACAGAGCUGGGUGUAAUAUUUAAAAUACGAUCUCUUUCUUAACCUUCAGCUGGUUCCAUUUGUGCAGGCUUUUCUCCUCUGGUGAAUUUCAGUCGAGAUGAUUUCAUGUGACCUCACAGGAGCUUAAUUUAAUUUGAUUUUCAGAGUAAAAGAAAGCAACGGAAGUUAUGAGAAUGAAUUUGUCCCUUCAUUAUCUUACCCACACAUUUUUCUGAUAGAAGUAGUUUGUCGAUUGCAGAGUUGAACUGGCUCCAGUCUGAAUGAAAGUGCUUUCAUUCGCACAGGAAAAAGACUGUCACUUACUUAAGAAAGUCACUCGCUCGCGACUGGAAUCGCAUUUCGCCAUGAAAUUUGAGAAAAAACAUUAGUUGAGAAUUCAGAACAAAUCUGGAAAAACAUCACAUUACUGUAUAAAGGAAAGGUUUGAUGUUUGGGGAGAGAAUGAGUUAUUAUGAGUAACGUCAAUCUUCUCCGUGAAAUCUCGGCCAGAGAAUGAAUAAGCGCCUUUCCCAAAAUGUCAGCCUUUUUGCUUCGACACCAUUUGUACUGCGUUGAUCUGAGCUACUGGACCAUUCUUCACACACUCAGUUGUGUGUUUUAACUGUGAAUUUGUGAACUUAAGCAGCAGUAAUAACAAUAGCUGUGAGAAGGGGACGAAGCGAAGCUCUGAUUCAUACUUUAAGAUUUGCAUGUAAAGUGUGACAGGUUUUGAUUUUAAUAUUUAUAUUAAGUAAAAAUAAAUGUAAUAAUAUAGAUAGGUAUAUGAAUACUUAAGCCCACACAGUUUGAGAGUAAAAGUUACAUGUGUAGUAAUACUGUAGUAGGGCCUCAGAAUUACAUCACAAACAAAAUGCGCUAACAACUGAGCUUUAACGACUGUUUUCAUAUGAACCCAUGAUGCACUCAGCUGUCUGCUGUCUUCAUGAUGAUAUCGGUCAGUGUGAACAUUUCGUCACGCAGGUCUUCCAUUGCUUACCUCAGCGUCCUGCUUUGCGUUGGGCAGCCGGAGCUCGCAGUAGUUUGCAGUAUUUGUUUAUCGCAGUGCUCUUUCUCUGAUUUGGUGAGUGAAAGUCUGUCAUCUUAAAACCAUGUGAAUGUUGAUUGACUUCUUGUUGUUAAACUGGUUGUUCAAUCUGUCACCAUGUGAUUUUGCUCUAUUACUUUGUAACAUAUUUAGGAAACCACAGCCUUUUGACUGUUAAAUGUUAUUAACCAAUGCCUUUGGGGUAGCUUAGUUUCAAUGAGUGAUACUGUAAAUUUACAGUUAACAUCAAAUAAGUCAAGAAAGGGGAUUACAAUUUACACUUCUGUACAUUUUCACUUCUGUUUUAUGUUGUAAAACUUAUAAACUGUGUACUUUUGGGUUUACAUGUCACAGGUGCUCUUUAAUAACUUUUCAGGUCUUGGCUCACUUCAUGUCAAGGGACUUCUUGCCUUUGCCUUCCACUCUGAAUGCCAUUUGAUAGGUUUUGGUGUGGGCCAAGGUGUUUUGACGGCUGGGGGAUAGCGAUGAUAGUAAUGAAUGUUCGGUAAGGCUGCAAAUUUAGACUCCCAGGAAAGAAAAACAGCAGAAGUGUGGAAAAGCAGGAAGAACAAGGAAAUGUCAAUAAAUCAGAUGAGGCAGGAGAACCAAAUUUCAAUUUUAACAAUUCAGAAAAAGCCCAAAGCCGGAGAACGUGUCGCUAUUAGUUAUAAAACAGCACAAAGGCAGUGACACAUUUGGACAACUACAAAACGAUGGGCCUUAAUUACCGUCUUCUUCAUUCUGUUGCUGAAAUGUUUUAUCUUUUUUUGUAUGAAAAAAAAACCCUGUAACUGCUGAUGCAAUACUUACUUGAAGUCAUCUUCACUUAUUUUACAUCACAGUUUGUUUGUUUGUUUUUUUACAUAUAUUUCUAAUUUUGUUUUGAUUAACAUACCACUGUUAUUGUUAUAACCAAUGAAUAAUAAAAGUUUGAGAAACACUA